Molecule: messenger RNA, 510 nt
Organism: Trichomonas vaginalis G3
Lineage: Eukaryota; Parabasalia; Trichomonadida; Trichomonadidae
Exons: 1
Coding region: 1-510 (169 amino acids)
Source: RefSeq, a predicted model, not a curated record
AUGACGACUAACUAUUUGGUGCCAAACACUAAACCAAUUAAUGGAAAUGUAUUUCAUUCAUUCGAAAAGAUAAAUGAAAUAUUCGCAAAGAAUGAUGGUAGAAGAUAUUAUAGAGAACUUGAAAGUUCAUGCUAUGACUCUGAUACUCCAUAUUUUGAUGAUAAACAAACUCAUUUAAGAAUUACAAAUCCAGCUCAUGAUGUGAACCAAUUAGGUGACACAUAUAUUAAACGCAAAGUUAAAGCAACUCUAGUUUCAAAUAAAGCUUUCACAUGUGAUGCCGCUUUUAAAUGCAUGCGUUUAUUCGUUGGUUACAAAUCAUCAAAUCAAAGCUUUAAACAAUUAGAAGUAGAAACCGAAAGAGGUGAUGCCGGUUAUCUUCAAAUGGAUUGCGCCCGUGAAUCUUUCGCAUUUGCAACAUAUAAACCAAAAUCGGAAAGGAAAGUUAAAAAGUUUGUUCAUUCGUUAUAUAAUAAUGUUCAAAAAUAUGAUAACUCAGUAUGUGUGUAA